AUGGGAAGGGACUAUUUCCACGACCAGGUAACUUACUGGCUAGAAGCCGCUAGUUUGGAAUGGCAAUCAAGGGCAGACCAAGUUAAAGGUGGCACUGAGGGAAAGGACUUGCAAUGCGGUUUCCAUUACAGGUACAAACCUGCAUAUUCAACACGUCUGAACCAUGAAUCUGGAACUCGGAAUGUGAUUCCAUCAGAUUCGUCCGAUCCCAUGGAGAUGAUGGAUCCCAUCUGGACACAAAGCAACUGGCGCACAACCCGGCUCCGGGCCUACAUUGUGCAGGAUGCAGUUUCUGAUCGUCUAGUUUUGCCAUAA
Molecule: messenger RNA, 315 nt
Organism: Populus euphratica (Euphrates poplar)
Lineage: Eukaryota; Viridiplantae; Streptophyta; Magnoliopsida; Malpighiales; Salicaceae
Product: nicastrin-like
Exons: 2
Coding region: 1-315 (104 amino acids)
Source: RefSeq, a predicted model, not a curated record